AUGGGGAAGAAAUCAAGUCAAUCUUCCAUGAAAAUAUCUAAGAAUGACAAGAAACAACAACAUCCCCUCAACGGAUUGAUCAAGAAUUUACGCCCCAAAGUUUACAUCAUCGACUCUUCAAACUUCAAGAAUCUUGUUCAAGAACUCACUGGGAAUGGAAUUGGAAAUGAAAAUCCUUCUGUCUUGAUCUCAUCUCCGCCUCCUCCUUUUGUAUCUACAUCCCCUCCCGUAGAGGAAGUUCGAUCAAUUUUAGAAAUCGAAGAUCAUGCAUAUCAAGAAAAUGGCCUAGAGUUUUCAUUUGACUCAUCAACAUGCUUCAGUACACCAUCAGAAAGCCCGGAUCUACAAUACCGGCCGCCAGAUCCUAUGAAUCAUAUAUUAGAAAAUUCCAAGAACAUGAUUUUUUCAUCACAGUAUGGGGAUAUUGAUUAUGCAUAUCAAGAAAAUAGCCUCCAGUUUUCAUUUGAUUGUAGUUGUACGAAGUCAUGUGGUACGGAUAGCCCGGAUCUCCAAUACAGGCCGCCUGAACCAAUGAAUUAUAAAUUAGAAAAUCCCCAGAAUAUGGAUAUUUCAUCACAGUAUGGAAAUAUUGACUCACUGCUGUUGGAGAUGGAUCAAAUUUCUAAUUACCCUAUUGAUGAUACAUGCUAUGCAAGGAUUCAGCAAGAGGUCUGUGCCUAUGAUUAUGAUUUCUCUGGCUUAAUAUGA
Fraxinus pennsylvanica is the source of this 708-nucleotide messenger RNA. The record is from the annotation of a GenBank genome assembly. Lineage: Eukaryota; Viridiplantae; Streptophyta; Magnoliopsida; Lamiales; Oleaceae.